AUGUCGUUCGAGAAAUAUCGAAUAUUGUUGUGGAAAAAUUGGAUAAUUCAAAAGCGACAUUAUAAGAGUGGAAUUUUUGAAAUUCUCUUUCCUGUUCUUCUCAUCAUUUUGUUCACUUGGGUCAAAUACGAUUUCACUAAAAAUUCCUAUUAUAAUGAAAGUAGUGUCAGAAUUUCUGAAAGUUCGUAUAACGAUCUAAACAGAUGCAUGUACGGAAGUUUUGAAUAUGCCUUCGCUUACUCACCGAAAAGUCCUUGGAUCGAAGAUUUUUUUCAAAAAACUUUCAAUGAUAGUAUCAAAUAUGAUCGAUUGGGAAGCAUAACAGCUUUUGAGAAUGCAGAAGCUCUAAAUGAAUUUUUGAUAAAUUCGGAGAAUGAAGAAUUGGUUGGGAUAGAGUUUGAAGAUUCUCUCAAGGAUUCAGUUGACAAACCAAAAGUGUUUAAAUUUGCUCUAAGAUUCUACGACUAUAAUUCUUACUAUUAUUAUCCACAUUAUUGCAUGCAAUCGCUCUUUUAUGAAUUGGAAGCGUCAUUCAUUGACACAUUUGAUCAUCCAGAGUUACCUCAGUUAUACAGUGACAGCAGCAUUUAUUAUAUUAUUUCAAAUGAAGAAGAUUUCUUCGGAAUUCUCAAACUUAUCAAAAUGACUCACGUACUUCAGAAUGUUGCCAUUGAACGUGAAAGUAGAUUAAAAGAAACAAUGCGAAUCAUGGGCUUAUCAAACACUCUUCAUUGGACUGGAUGGUUUACGUCAAGUUUCGUCAUUUUAUUACUUGCCUUCACUCUCGUCGUUAUCAUUCUCAAAUUUAAAAUAAUUUCGGGAACAGCACUCUUGGAACAUAGCAACAUAUUUUUAAUAUGGUUGUUGUUCAUGAUUUACAGCAUCGCACUCAUCACGUUUGCUUUCCUUAUCAGCGUAAUCUUCAAGAAGGCGACAACUGCAGGAAAUUUGGGGACGAUCAUUUACCUCGCGACUUUUGUGUUUUUCUUUCAAUUCAGAAAUUCUUUCAGAUCGAUGAACUACUUUCUUAAGUUCAUUUAUUGUCUUCCUUUAAACACUGGACUUGCGCAAGUCAUUUCAAUUGUAUAUGAUUACGAAAAGGCUAAAAUUGGACUUCAAUUCAGCAACUUAACAUCGCAUAUCAACAGUUCGUCAUUCUCGGUGUUAGAAGUGAUGUUGGCGCUUUUGAUCGCAUCGAUUCUUCAAUUGCUUUUGAUGAUUUACAUCGAACAAGUUUUUGUUGGAACCAUUGGAAUUGCCAGACCUUGGUACUUUCCUUUGUCACCACUUCUUCGACUUUUCAAGAAACAGAAAAAUGUCAGACGACAAUCGAAUGGUGAAGUCAAGAAUGACGGUGAAGAUUUUGAACAAGAUCCAAGCAACAUCAAAGCAGGAAUCGAAAUUAUGAAAUUAAGCAAAUAUUUUGGUCCAUCAAAAGUUGUUGAUAAUUUUAAUUUGAAAAUAUUUGAGAAUCAAAUUACUGUGCUUCUUGGACACAAUGGCGCUGGAAAGACCACAACGAUGAACAUGCUGACAGGUCUCAUUACACCUUCAUCAGGAACAGCUUUUCUAAAUGGACAUGACGUGAUUACAAACAUUUCUGAAGCGAGAAGUUCUCUCGGUUUGUGUCCACAACACAACAUUUUAAUCGAUGAGAUGACAGUAGCGGAACACAUCAUUUUAUUCUGUCGUUUGAAAGGUGUUAAAGACAUGAGAGAAAUUACAGAAGAAAUUGAUAAAUUUGCCAACUUAUUGGAGAUGCAAGACAAGAUGAAUGAACUGAGUAAAUCACUUUCCGGAGGUCAGAAGAGAAAAUUGUCGAUCGCUGUUGCUUUAUGUGGAAAUUCAAGGAUUGUAAUGUUAGAUGAACCAACGAGUGGAUUAGAUGCUGGUGCAAGACGAUCAUUAUGGAAUUUGUUGAUCGAAGAAAAGAAGAAUCGAACAAUUCUCUUGACAACUCAUAACAUGGACGAAGCUGACGUUCUUGGUGAUCGCAUUGCGAUAAUGAACGAAGGAAAACUUCAAACUGUUGGCUCGUCGUUUUUCUUAAAGAAAAGAUUUGGUUCUGGUUACAAAUUUAUUUGUGUUAAGAAAGAAGGUUGCAAUCCAAAUAAUAUUUUGGAUACUUUAAAGGUAUUCGCACCUGAUUCCUACAUAGAAUUAGAUGAUCAAACAGAGACUGUCUUCAUAAUCAAAGAAGAACAUUUGCAUAAUUUCCAUAAAAUGUUCAAAAAGAUUGAAGAUGAAAUUGAGAAUUUGAAGAUUUCAACUUUCGGAUGUUCAAUGACGACACUUGAAGAAGUUUUCAUUAAAGUUGGAACAAGUGCCAGCAAGAGUGAAGAAAAAUCUUCCAACAAAACUAAUUUCAACGACUUUACACCUUCCAGGAAAGUCACGGGACUCAGUCUGAUACUUUAUCAAAUGUAUGCAAUGAUUUGGAUCAAGUUUCAUUACACUCGUCGAAAUUUUUACACAAUCGGUUGGCUGAUAAUUAUCAGCGCACUUGUUAUCUACAUUUUAAUGGUGACACCGAUCACUUUCAGUUAUAAUUCUUACAAUGGAGUGUCGCAUAUUCAAGAUUUAACAUUAGAAGCAUUAAAUGAAACGAUGACCGUUGUGAAGGACGACGGAUCCAAUCCACGUCUCGUUGAAACUUAUGUUGGACUUUUCAGUGGCAAAGCACAAGUUGAAGUUUUUUCUGAUGGCUUUGAAGAAGCUUUGCUGGAAAUGUAUCGAUUAUCUCAAGAAACUGUUGAUGAGAAAUAUUUGAUCGGUGCAGUCUUUAGUGAAGACAUGAUUCUUGCUUUUUCAAAAUACAGAUUUGACUUGUCAUAUUAUACGUCAAUCAUUAGCAGCCACACAAUGAAUCGAGCAAUCUUAAAAUAUGUCGCAGGGUCUGAAUACGAUAUGAGUAUCGCAGAUAAAUUCUACAAGUUUUCUAGCGAUGGAACAACAACACAAACGACGACGACGACAACAACAGAAGAAUCAACAACAAUCAAUGAAGACACUCCAGAAGAUCUUCUUUAUGAGGCUGAAAUCAUUUUAAACUUCAUUUACAUGUUUUUAAUGUUUUACUUCAUUCUUUGUUAUUGGCCAUCAGCUUUCAUCGCAAUUAAAGUUAAAGAACGUGUUAGACGAUCAAAACUACUUCAAUUCAUAAGUGGAACGAAUCGAUUUACUUAUUGGUUGACAUCUUUCUUCAUUGAUUUCGUGACAAUGUUGAUUGUCAUUUACACUGUUGUGGGGAUUGUUGCUUUAAAUCAAAGAGCGUUCUUUAGGACGGGUGAACAAUUGGGAACAUUAAUGGCAGUGUUCUCAUUCUAUAGCUUCACAGCGAUUCCCUUCAUCUACAUUGCAUCAUUUUUGUUUGCGAAACCUGCAACAGCUGAGACUCUCGUCUCGGUUUAUGGAUUAAUUUGUGGAAUUCUUUACGUGGUUUACGCUAGCUUUAAAUUUUUCUGGAAGCUUGAACUUUUCAGUAGUUUUCUUUACUGGAUUUUCAUAUUUCUCGGACCUUUUUCACUCAUUGAUUGCUUUGUGAAAUUGAGUUUCGGAUAUUACAAGGGACAUUAUGAUGACACAGAUUACAACGCUUUCAGAUUUCAUGAAGACAGUCUUGGUACGAACAUUGUCAUGUUCUUCGUGUCAGGAAUUUUUUUCAUUUCGAUUUGUCUUCUUAAAGAUCACUUUUUGUUCGGAAAGUUAAUCUUUAAACUAUUCAAAAGCUAUCAAUAUGUUCCAAAGAAUUCAAAUUCUUAUAUCGAUGAUGAUGUGAAGAAUGAAGAAGAGAAAGUUCAAAAGAUGGAAAAACAUCAGCUUAAGCAAGAAAACUUAUUGUUGAAAGAUUUGUCAAAACUUUAUGGACGAAAUGUGGCUGUAAAUAAAUUAAAUCUUUCAGUUGAUAAUGGUGAAUGUUUUGGACUUUUGGGAAUCAAUGGAGCUGGAAAAACUUCAACAUUCAAAAUGAUGACAGGCGAUGAAAUAAUUUCAAGUGGUGAUGCUUGGAUUCAAGGAUAUAGCAUGGAAAACAGCAUGAUAAAAGCUCAAAAGGCAAUCGGUUACUGUCCACAGUUUGAUGCUUUCACAUUUGAGUUAUCAGGACGUGAAAAUAUGAAAGCUUUUGCACUUGUCCGUGGAAUUCCAAGAAAUGAAAUUGAUAAGAUUUCUAUGAAGCUUGCCACUGAGCUUGGCUUUCAAAUGCAUCUUGAAAAGAAAGCGAAAGAUUAUAGUGGUGGAAAUAAAAGAAAACUCAGCACAGCUUUGGCUUUGUUGGGUGAUCCAAAUCUAAUCUUCCUCGAUGAACCAACAACUGGUAUUGAUCCCUAUUCAAAACGACAGCUUUGGACGAUCAUAAAUAAAAUUAGAUAUUCAGGGAAAAGCAUAAUUCUAACAUCACACAGCAUGGAAGAAUGUGAAGCACUCUGCACAAGAAUAGCAAUAAUGGCAUCAGGUGAAUUCAAGUGCUUAGGAUCAGUUCAACAUUUGAAGAACAAGUUUUCGAAAGGAUACAUUCUCACAAUCAAAAUGAAACAAGACAACGAGCAACUUUUAAAUGAGAUUCGGACACGUGUUCAUAAUACUUUCGCAUCUUCACAAUUUAAGGAGAAGUACAUGGAACUUUUGACAUUCCACAUAACAUCAGUCGAUUUAAAGUGGUCGGCAAUAUUUGGAAAAAUGUUUGAACUGAAAGCUGAGAUGGAAAUAAGCGACUUUUCAAUUACGCAAAUGUCACUUGAACAAGUUUUUCUACAUUUUACUCGUGAGGGACAAUCUUCAAAUGUUGGGAGUGCCAAUUUAAUUCGGGUUUAAAUUAUGACCUACAUUCAUAAAUUAUCCUAAAUUAUUAACAAAAUAGGUCAAGCAGAUAUCCUACUUAAUGCUGCUAGAUUUCUAAAAUUAUCUUUGAACGUGUGAUGAACUUCUCA
Messenger RNA from Clunio marinus, 4928 nucleotides. The record is from the annotation of a GenBank genome assembly. NCBI's taxonomy places the organism in Eukaryota, Metazoa, Arthropoda, Insecta, Diptera, Chironomidae.